AGCCCCCCUCACACCAGCCCGGCUGCCUCAGCUCAACGGGGGCGGUAAAGCGCGGCUGUCUCCGGAGCUCCUCUCUCCCCGCCGGAUCCAAGGAAGACCAACUCUCUCUUGUUUUGUUUUACUUUUUCCUCCAUAACUUCUGGAAUCCCGCAGGGGUUAUCACCACCGGGAUACGAGCUGUUUGGCGUCAGCUGAUGACUGUGGAGUGUGUGCGGAGGUCGGGGCCGGUUCUGGGGGAGGAGGAGGCGGUAGCAGAGGCGAGCUAACGCGGCUCCACUGCAGAGGACGACGGGGGGAGACUCCAGCCGAGCUGGACCUGGAUCAGUUCAUGCUGCUUCUUUAAUCCCGGCCUGGAUGACACCACAACGAACCUGACCAUCAUUUUAAACAAAACCCCCAUCCCACCUGUGAUUUGGAAUAUCAGUAACAGAUCAGAGGGGAUUAUUUCUGCACCUCUAAGUGGAUUUCGGCCUCCCCUUGUCUGCAAGGAAUACACUUUUGCACAUUGAGUGAGCCUCCUCACUCAAUGUUUUCAGCAGCGGCAGCGGCCACCUGACCCCCCCACCCCCUGCACGGCGGCCGGACAUGCUGAAGUGUAUCCCCCUCUGGCGCUGCAACCGCCACGUCGAGUCGGUGGACAAGCGGCACUGUAACCUGCAGGCGGUCCCCGAUGAGAUAUUCCGCUACAGCCGGAGUCUGGAGGAACUUCUUCUGGAUGCCAACCAACUCAAAGAGCUGCCAAAGCCCUUCUUCAGACUACUGAACCUACGCAAGCUCGGCCUCAGUGACAAUGAGAUCCAGAGACUCCCUCCGGAGGUGGCCAACUUCAUGCAGCUGGUGGAACUGGACAUCUCCAGAAACGACAUUCCAGAAAUCCCCGAGAGCAUUAAGUUUUGCCGGGCGCUGGAGAUCGCAGACUUCAGUGGAAACCCCCUUUCCAGAUUGCCGGAUGGUUUCACUCAGCUCCGAGCGCUGGCUCACUUGGCACUCAACGAUGUGUCGCUACAGACUUUACCCGGCGACAUUGGAAAUCUGGCCAACCUGGUGACGUUGGAGCUCAGGGAGAACCUGUUAAAGUCUCUGCCCACGUCACUCUCUUUCCUGGUGAAACUGGAACAGCUGGACCUGGGCAGCAACGAACUGGAAGUUUUGCCGGACACCCUUGGUGCUCUUCCCAACCUGCGGGAGCUGUGGCUAGACCGUAAUCAGUUAUCCUCAUUACCACCUGAGCUGGGAAACCUUCGCCGGCUGGUGUGUCUGGAUGUGUCAGAGAACCGGCUGGAGGAGCUUCCCUCCGAGCUCAGCGGCCUCCUGGCUCUCACCGACCUGCUGCUCACACAAAACGCGCUGGACGUCGUCCCGGACAGUAUCGGCUGUCUGAAACAACUGUCCAUCCUGAAGGUGGACCAGAACAGACUGACCCACUUUACUGACUCUAUAGGGGAGUGUGAAAACCUUACAGAGCUUGUUCUCACAGAAAAUCUUCUGCAGUCACUCCCUCGUUCGCUGGGCAAGCUGAAGAAGCUGACCAAUCUGAAUGUAGACCGCAACCGGCUGGGCAGCGUGCCCAAAGAACUGGGCGGCUGUGCCAGCCUCAACGUUCUCUCGCUGAGAGACAAUCGCCUGGGCAAGCUGCCUGCUGAGCUUGCAGAUGCCACCGAGCUGCAUGUACUGGAUGUAGCUGGAAACCGAUUACAAAAUUUGCCUUUUGCCCUGACAAACCUCAACCUGAAGGCCAUGUGGCUCGCAGAGAACCAGUCACAACCCAUGCUCAAGUUCCAGACAGAGGACGACGAGCGGACGGGGGAGAAGGUGUUGACCUGCUAUUUACUGCCUCAGCAGCCUUCGCCAAGCCUCGAGAAUCUGCUUCAGAACAGCGUGGACGACAGCUGGACAGACAGCAAUCUGAACCGAGUGUCAGUCAUCCAGUUCCAGGAGGAGACCAAAGCUGAGGAGGAGGACGACGAAGCCGCUGCAGAGCGCAGGGGCCUUCAACGUAGAGCCACUCCGCACCCCAGCGAGCUGAAGGUGAUGAAGAAAGUGAUAGAGGAGAGGAGGAACGAGGCCUACACAUCCAAACCUGAUGGAGAAGACGACUCCCUUGACCCAGAGGAGAAACGACUGAGUGACCUUUCCAACCAGAGCCACGACUCCCAGGUGUCCCGAAGCACACUGUCGGCCACCUCCCAGGAGGACAGACAAAAUGUGAGCCUGGCCUUCCAGAGAGAGGGCCUCGCAGAUGGCCAUUCCCCCCAGGAGGAGGAAGACCUCGAUGAGAUGGAGGUUGAGUACAUUGAGCCCACGGUGCACUUUGCAGAAGAGCCCAUCAUCCGCGGUGGGGAGGAGGAUGAGGAGGAGGACGGGGAGAACGGUGAGAGGAGUGACGAGGAAGACGAGAGGCCAGCGUUACCCGCCGAGAAGCAGCGGCUGAUCAGAAAGGACACGCCACACUACAAGAAGCACUUCAAAAUCACCAAGCUGCCCAAACCUGAGGCGGUGGCCGCGCUGCUGCAGGGGUUCAGUCCUGACGGGCUCAGCUCCCCGACACAGGCUGCUCAGGACGGGCGGGACGACGAGGAGGACGAGGAGGAGGAGGAGGAGGACGAGGACGAGCUCGGCGUCUGCACGCCUCAGCUCCAUCGCAGAAGAGAGGACCUGGACGACAGCCGGCUACAGGCCAACUCCAGUCAAGUGAAGGGGGUGUCAUUUGAUCAAGUCAAUAAUCUGCUGAUUGAACCUGCUCGAAUUGAGGAGGAAGAGCACACUCUGACCAUUGUGCGACAAACGGGCGGCUUGGGUAUCAGUAUAGCAGGAGGGAAAGGAUCUACGCCUUACAAGGGCGAUGACGAGGGAAUCUUCAUCUCCAGAGUAUCUGAAGAAGGUCCUGCUGCGAGGGCCGGGGUUAAAGUGGGAGACAAGCUUCUGGAGGUGAACGGCGUGGACCUGCACGAGGCAGAGCACCACACGGCGGUGGAGGCUCUCCGCAGCUCCGGGGCGACCGUGUCCAUGACGGUGCUGCGGGAGCGCAUGGUGGAGCCGGAGAACGCCAUCACCACCACGCCGCUGCGGCCAGAGGACGACUACUUCCCCCGGGAGAGACGGAGCAGCGGUCUCGCCUUCAACGCCGAGGCCACUCCCAGCGGGCCGUGGCAGCGCUUCUCCACCUGCCUGAUCCGCAACGACAAGGGGCUGGGGUUCAGCAUCGCCGGGGGAAAAGGCUCCACACCCUACCGCACCGGAGACACGGGGAUCUACAUCUCCCGAAUAGCUGAGGGCGGAGCAGCACACAGAGACAGCACGCUGCGUGUAGGUGACAGGGUGAUCACUAUCAAUGGUGUAGACAUGACAGAGGCCAGGCAUGACCAGGCAGUAGCGCUCCUUACUGGCACCUCCCCCACCAUCGCUCUGCUGGUGGAGCGAGACCUGAGUGCACCAGGGGGCUCUCCCGGUCAGAACAGGGCCCGCCCCCACUCCCCUCCACCUCCAGAACCCUCAGAUUCCCCGGACCAGGAGGAAGACGGCCUUCAAGGGAACCAUUUGGGCCAGAUGGAGGACGAGUAUCCCAUUGAGGAAGUGGCCCUGGUCAAGUCAGGCGGGCCGCUAGGUCUGAGCAUUGUGGGAGGCAGCGACCACGCCAGUCAUCCUUUUGGCGUCAAUGAACCCGGGGUGUUCAUCUCAAAGGUGAUUCCUCACGGUCUGGCAAGUGAAAGUGGGCUGCGUGUUGGGGACCGGAUACUAGAGGUGAACGCCAUCGACCUGCGGCACGCCACGCACCAGGAGGCUGUACGCGCCCUGCUGGCCAACAAGCAGGAGAUCCGCAUGUUGGUGAGGCGGGAUCCUUCCCCGCCGGGGAUGCAGGAAAUAUUGAUCCAGAAGCAACCGGGAGAGAAGCUCGGCAUCAGCAUCCGCGGGGGGGCCAAAGGUCACGCUGGAAACCCCUUCGACCCCACAGACGAGGGGAUCUUCAUCUCCAAGGUGAGUUCCACUGGAGCAGCUGCGAGAGAUGCGAGACUGCAGGUGGGCAUGCGUAUUCUGGAGGUGAACAACCACAGCCUGCUGGGAAUGACACACACGGAAGCGGUGCGGGUGCUGCGCGCGGUCGGGGACUCGCUGGUCAUGCUGGUGUGUGAUGGCUUCGACCCCAACAAAGUGGCUGCUGUGGAGGCGUCCCCCGGCAUCAUUGCAAACCCAUUUGCAACGGGCAUCGUGCGCAAGAACAGUCUGGAGAGCAUCUCCUCCAUAGACCGAGACCUGAGCCCUGAGGAGAUGGAGAUAAUGCAGAAGGAGUCUGAGAUGGUUCGAGAGACAUCGCAGUGGGAACGAGAAGAGAUGGAGAAAGUGGAGCGUAUGCGCUUGGAGCGAGAGGAGGCAACUCGCCUGCUAGAAGAGGAGACGGAGAAUAUUGGCACUGGACCUUUAAAACUUGACUACAAAACCCUGGCUGCACUGCCCACCACCAGUCUGCAGAAGGUCAACAGGUUUGCUACCUCUGUUUCUCUGACCGCUCCCAUGGAGGCUCCCCUGCUCGCCACUUUUGAGCCCUUGACCUUCGGGUUGAGUCAACCCGCCAACCCCCACAGCCCCAAUCCAAACACGGACCUCGGCCAUCUUCACGUACCCCACUUCUCCCCCAACGACGAUGCCGGCUCCACAACCACUAUUGACUCGGGAUCAACAUAUAUUCCUGAAGAGGACGAGGAAGAGGAAUGUCUGGUGGACUCGCAGUCCAUCUGCUUCAAAGAGAACCCGUUCUUGGUGGCCAACCGCAAAGGGAAGGCUCUUCCCCGGGGAGAGCAGAUCCUGUCGGGGCCUCCUGUGGGCUACGGCAAGAAGGGCCAGCUGCAGCCCUGGCUGUUCAGCAAGGCUCCUUCCUCUGACUACGCCAGGACGGAGAGCCCCGUCAGGGAAGCACCUUAUUCUCCGACCAUUCAGCCGCCCAGCCAGCACUCUUCCAACAGCUCCCUGUGUGCAGGCAGGGAGACGCGCUUCGCAAACGUUCAUUACACCUCCACCCCCACUGCCAAGGACAUCAACUCAUCAUCAACGCGACCUGGUGCCAUCCAGCCGGUGGGCCGUGCGCGGCCCGGCACGUCUCCUGCGACGCCGGAGGGCCACAGUCCCAACCCCUUCCAGCAUGGUCCCUCCCCCUUCAAUACCCCGACCUCUCCUCGUGCCCCCUCCCCCACCUCGCCCGACGAGUUCCCAAUGAAUGUCAAGCAGGCAUACAAGGCGUUUGCCGCCGUGCCUCGCUCACUUGCAGUGCUGGAGCCGCCGCAGGAUCUGUAUGGUGUGAGGAACAAUUACCACACAACACCACAUUCUCAGGAGCCUGAGUCGGACAACGAGGUGUUUGACGAUGACAUAGAUGGUCAGGAGGGAGCUGGGGUCUCCCUCUCUUCUGACCGCCAGGAGUAUAUGAGCCUGGCGGCGGUGCCUCGCCUCCCCAGGCGUUCCCAGGACCUGCAGAGUCCAUCUCCUGUGGGCCGGGACAGCCCAGAGCAGCGCUCCUUUAGGGACAGGCAGAAGUACUUUGAGAUCGACAUGAAGCAGCAGACACCGGAGAAACCCAAACCUCGGGUGUCCCUGGUUGGAGAGGAUGACCUCAAGAAGAUGAGGGAAGAGGAAGAGAGGAAGUUUGAGCAGCGGGCGCGGGAGUACUUGUUGGAUGAAGAGGACGAGGAUGAGGAGGAGGAGGACCUGGCAAAGCAGGUUGCACACAUGAAGGCUACAGGCAAGGUCUUGUUGGAUGGAGUGGAGUACAAGGUCGAGCCGGUUUCCUCUCCAUCCCAGCACUGUCCCACCCCCCCGAGCUACAACGUCACACCACCCAGCUACUGCGGCAGCUCAGGGCCGUCAUCCGUCGAUGGUAAGGGAGAUUCACAAAGAAAUUCACUGGAAGACAGUUUCAGGCUGGAGCAGAGGCCCAACUCAAUGACUGGUCUGAUCCCAGCGUACCCCGGAGAGACGGCAGCUCCCAUCCGCACAGCCAAAGCAGAGCGCAGGCAUCAAGAAAGGCUUCGCAUGCAGAGCCCUGAGCUUGCUCUGUCCCCCGACAAGGACCUGUCUCCUGCGGAGAAACGGGCUCUGGAAGCAGAGAAGAGGGCCAUGUGGAGGGCAGCACGGCCGUGUGGCCUAGAGGAGGAUGUUAGACAGUAUGAGCAGGACCUGGCAAAGAGGCUGUACCAGGCCCGAGUGAGGGCCUCUCAGGGCGCGGCCGCUUCCCCCCAGCCCCCCACUUCCUCCUGUACCUCCUCCUCCGCAGCCUCCCAGCUCAGGAUGAAGUCCCUGGAACAAGAUGCACUGAAGGCUCAGAUGGUCAUUGCCAAGUCUCGAGACGGGAAGAAGCGCGGGACGCUGGAUCAGCUGACGGAGUCGCCCUCGCCAGCUCCCACACCUUCUCCCACCCCUAUGGAAGAGCUCAGUCCUCGAGGAUUGACCUCCCCGGGUCGGCUGUCCCUGUCAUCAAAGAAGUUUGACUACCGACAGUUUGCUGCCAUUCCUUCUUCCAAACCCGUAUACGACAUCCAGUCCCCUGAUACAACUGAAGAUUUACAGUACAUCGAUGGCUCGAGCAACCCAGGGCACACCGAAAGCCCUGAAGUGGAGAUCUCCAUCCCGCUACCUGCCACCUCUGCCCUGGAGGAGAUGGCCUUGUACAGUAACAAGCGCAAACUGAGGCAGGGCCGGCGCAGCCUGGAGACCGCUGUGCCCACAUAACACCUCACUGGCUGGAAGAAACCAAAACCAUAAUGCGAACACACACAUUUACAAUGUGGAGCCCACAAGAGGUGCACAUUCACUACAUGUUGCAGUGUCAGAGUGAAGCUUUUAUUCAUAUAUAAUAUACAUAUAUAUGAAUAAAACCACUGCUAAGACUAAGAAGCUGAUACACUCAUAUCCUGCGUGCCAGUCUUGCCUUUACAGUCUGGGUGUGUUGGCAAGCUGCUCAUCAGUCCCUAAAGGGCAACAAAGAGCUACUGUAGUUAGCUGUUAGCUUUGACUGCUAAGUACACACCGUUCAUUUUGCCCCCACGCCUCGACCUUCAGUUUGCCAGAUAGUCUGAUUUUAACUUGAGGGUGAUUACAUUUUUUAGCUUGUUUUUAUUUUUGGACCAUCCGUGAUCUCGCUGUUCAAAAAAAAAAAGAAAAGAAAAAAAACUAUAUAUAUAUAUAAAUGUACUGGACAAGAAAAGAAAUGGGUCACAGCUAUACUAACUGCUUGAAUUAUAUCAUGAGGCUUUCACUAAUUAGACUAUAAAGUAUCUGAUUUCUUGAGACUUGGGAAGAGAGGAUUGUAAAUAUUAGUUGAGGAGGGAACAGCUUGCUACCUUCAUAGUCACAAGUUGUGGACAGCUUUUGUUGUUUUUUUUAAACAAAGUACAUAUCAUUUUUGCACUGCCAAUGAUCAGCUUUUUGACAACCUAUAUCUUAAUUUAUUGUUUUUACUAUUUUACUCAAAUUAAAAGGCCUUUUAUUUGACAGUUUUAGCCCAUCCGCUACUACAACUCAAUGUCAGUUUUACAAUUAUGAGUCAAAGGUUUUAACAGGUCAUAUGCAUAUCAGUAUCUACUUUAAUCUUUCUGUAGAAGUUACUCGACAGGCAAGAAUUGUGGCUGUUCAGUCGAAGCCCCGCUGUUGCACGGUGGUUUCUUCUGCCAUUAAUGCGUUGUAUCAAAAUGCUGGUUUUUCUCGUCUUGGCAGACUUUAAAAGAGCCUCUGUCCAGAUUUCUGACCUGCGUUACAUUCCCCUGCAGAGAGCAUGGCUAUAGGCGGCAGCACUGAGCACGUACAUAUCUCAACAGCUGAUUCUUUUUUUUGGGAGCUUUUUAGCAUCAUUUAUUAAUGGUACUUAUCCUGCUCUGUUGAGGGUUGUUUUCUUUUUCAUUGAUCAAUGUGAAUCAUUCAUGUUUGUCGUCGCAGUAUCAGGAGCUAUGCCACAGUGAUGUGAAGGUAGCAGGUUUCUAUUUUUCUGUCUAUGGUUAAUUUAAAUCUGAUGCCACUGAAAAUCACUUAUUUUUGUGUGAAUAAUGUACAAAUACUGAAAAGAAAAGAAAUUCUGGGAUUGAAACUGAGCCAGUCUUGACCUAGACAAAGCAAGUGUCUGGACUGCUGAAGCGUCUGGGCUUGGACGUGCUUGGUGUUGGGAUGCUCCGCGCAUGUAUAUGGGUGUGUGGAUGGGAGAGCCGCGAGAGGCCGAGCCGGUUAGGAAUCCCUCUCAAGACGUAGAUCACAUUCAGCUUACAGCUCGACAUACUGUCAGUUUAUGUAUCUGAUGGGUAUUAAUGCAGAAUCACAGCAUCGUAGCAUUUUAAUUUAAUGUAGGGUGUUCUAAUUGUAGAUUUCCAUAUUGCUUUCACUGACUGAAAUUCAGUUUAACAUUUGCAUUGUUUUAUUUUUUUUUAAGAACUUUUGGUAGGUGCCCCCCCCCCAGAUGAGUUUUACUACUUUGAUGCCGUGUUUCAAGUUUCUGUGUUUAUUCUUUCGUCUUGAGCUCUUCUUUGGGGGCUUUUAUUUGCGAAUAGGCUGGAGGGAAGGGGUCUGAAGUCCUAGGGUCAAGGGUUAUAGCUCAUAUAAGACUGUAACUAGUGAAUUUGUACAACCAAAGAAGUCUAUUUUGUGGUUCAGGAAUAAUAAAUUUUACUUUUCAUUUAAGAAACUGAUUCACUGCGUAUUUUAUUUUUUGUC
Messenger RNA from Cololabis saira (Pacific saury), 8685 nucleotides. RefSeq names its product scribble planar cell polarity protein (gene scrib). NCBI's taxonomy places the organism in Eukaryota, Metazoa, Chordata, Actinopteri, Beloniformes, Belonidae. Gene Ontology annotation, biological process: neurotransmitter receptor transport postsynaptic membrane to endosome; neurotransmitter receptor transport, endosome to postsynaptic membrane. Bases 586 to 6717 code for a protein of 2043 amino acids. The transcript is spliced from 47 exons. The record is from RefSeq and is a predicted model, not a curated record. Gene Ontology annotation, molecular function: protein binding. Gene Ontology annotation, cellular component: postsynaptic membrane; postsynaptic density; adherens junction.